This is a messenger RNA of Megalops cyprinoides (Indo-Pacific tarpon), 3116 nucleotides long. RefSeq names its product general transcription factor 3C polypeptide 4-like. The transcript is spliced from 5 exons. The record is from RefSeq and is a predicted model, not a curated record. Gene Ontology annotation, biological process: transcription initiation at RNA polymerase III promoter. Gene Ontology annotation, molecular function: histone acetyltransferase activity; protein binding. The coding region runs from base 1 to 2352 and encodes 783 amino acids. NCBI's taxonomy places the organism in Eukaryota, Metazoa, Chordata, Actinopteri, Elopiformes, Megalopidae. Gene Ontology annotation, cellular component: transcription factor TFIIIC complex.
AUGGCGGCUGCGGCUCCAGAUCGUGGUGCAGACGGAGGGGGGGCUGAACCCGAGCCUGACACCAGCGCCGGGACGGAACCCGGGCGGAUCGUUAAGAGAGAGCCCGAGGUGAAGCUCCUCAGCCGAGUUUGCGGCGUGGAGCCCCUCUCGUGGUCCGAAGACCACCGGGUAUCGGCGUGUUGUGCUAGCAGCACUGCUGUAAUGGAGAUCUUGCCCGACGUUUACAAUUUCAGCCAAGACCUGGUCAUCCAUCGGACGUCCAUCCCCGUGCCGAAUGAUGUGCAUGUGCUAAAGGUGGGCCCCGAGGGAGAGGUGCAGGAGGUGAAGGAGAAGCUCGCGGGCUCGCCGGACCCGACGGUCAGACAGCCCUUCCUGCUGGACCGGGUCAUGAACCCGGUCGUGGGGGCGCUGCCGCCCAUGCUGGGCGUGAAGUACGCCAGCUGGUCUCCUCUGGGCUGCGACGCUAGCGGCCGCUGCCUGCUGGCCACCCUCACGCUGGACGGCAGGCUCGUCGUGCACAGCUGCAACGGCCGGCUGCAGUGGCGCCCCCUGCUGGACCUGAGCGAGGCGUACGGGGAGCUGCUGGCGGAGGCCGACUACUCGCUGCCGGGGGCGGAGCCUCCGCUGGGCCCGCCGGGCGACCCGGCCGAGCUGCGGCGGCGGUACGCCAUGCAGACGCCCGUGCGCAUGGAGUGGUCGGGCGUCUGCGGCACGCAGCAGGUGCAGCCCAACAACGAGUGCCGGGAUGUGGGCAGCGUGCUGCUGGCGGCGCUGAUGGAGAACGGGGACAUCGCCGUCUGGCACCUGGCCGUGCCCGUGCUGGGGCGGGACUCGGUGGUGUCCUGCAGCACCCUCCGCUCGGGCGUGCCCUCCCCCAGCGCGCUGGCCUGGUGGGAGUUCGACCACGGCGGGCUCAGGAUGACCGGGCUGAUCGUGGGCAGCUCGGCGGGGCCGCUGCGGCUGCUGCCGGUGAAUCUGAAGGCGGUGAAGGGCCGCUUCACGCUGCGCAAACCCAUGCUGCUGUGCGAGGAGGCGGACCUGAUCCCCGUGCACAGCAUUCGCUGCGUCUCGCUCUUCCACCCGCACCAGAAGGUCAACUGCAGCCUGGUGCUGGCGGCCCGCGGGCCCUACCUGUGCUGGUGCCUGCUGCUCAUCUCCCGGGCCGGGCUGAGCAUGUACCGCUCGCACGUGACGGGGCUGCACUCCGGCCCCAUCGCCGCCGUGACCGCCGCCCGCCACGGGGACGGCUCCGUCUUCACCUGCUCGGCGGACGACGGCGUGCGGAAGCUGACGCCCGUCUUCACGCAGGUGGCGGUGACAUUCCGGCAGGAGCGGCUGGAACUGCCGGAGGGCGUGGCGGGGCGGCGGGUGUACGGCGUGGCCGUCAGCCCCAACGGCGCCUACCUGGCGCUGGUCACCUCCGAGGGCAUGGCCAACCGGCUGCACCCGGUCAGCCGCAGCUACCAGGUGCAGCUGGUGGCGCUGAAGACGCCGGAGGAGGCGGAGGCGGAGCUGCUGCGGUCCGGCGCGCAGAGCCUGUUCCGGCAGAUGGACCUGCUGGACCUGGUGCGCUGGAAGGUGCUGCAGGAGAAGCGCAUCGACCCGGCGCUGCAGGCAGAGCUGGACGGCCAGGUGCGCGCCUCGGGGUCCGCCUACCUGCAGCGGCUGCAGCUCUUCCUGCUGCGCGUGCUCUACCAGUCCCUGCAGAAGGCCCCGUCCGAGGCGCGCUGGCGGCCCUCACUCGACAGUGCCAAGGUGUUCGUCGGGGACGAGGAGGAUGAGGAGGAGGAGGGGGAGGGGGAGGAGGAGGAUGGCGAGGGGGCAGGAGGCGGGGCCUCAGAGGGGGCGGGCUCCCAGGACCGAGGGGGCGGGGCCGCCAAAGAGCAGGUGAGAGAGAUCACGGAGAGGAUCGAGGCGAUGGAGACCCAGCUGGUGCGCGAGCACAUGAAGAAGGUGCUGGGGGAAGUGUACCUGCACACCUACAUCGGCGAGAACACCAGCAUCCCCACCAGGGGUGUGUGCGACUUCCUGCAGAGUGAUCCCACCUACGAGGACAGGGCCACCAAGGUUCUGAUUGGCCACAUCUUCAAGAAGAUGAACAAGCAGACGUUCCCUGAGUACUGCAGUCUGUGCAGGGAGGUGCUUCCCUUCAGCGACUGCCGGCUGGCCAUGUGCAGCAACGGCCACGUGUGGAUCAGGUGCGUGCUGACGCUCCAGGCCAGCCAGGACGUGACGCAGCGGCGCUGUCUCCUGAAGGACAGCAUCGCCAGGUACCCCCUGCCCGAAGACCCAGACUGGAUGAAGAGGUUGUUGCAGGGUCCCUGCAUCUUCUGCGACUGCCCGCUCUUCUAGCGGGUCGGCCCGACAGUUUGCUGCAGGUUCCCGCCAUGCUCGCUGCCUUCAGCUGUGAUUAAUGACACUUGAAUGUGAUUGCACUGCCCCCCUCUUUCAGAAAGCGGAGUCUGAGUCCCCCUCAGCGGCCAUGCUGCAGGUGAGCGCCAAGGAGCCUCCGAAAUGCAAGCCGUUCCGGCUUCAAAGUCUGUCUCAUUCUCAGAACCGCACAGGGGACUCUUGUUCCGUACCCCCCCCCCAAACCCCCAAAGCACUUACACAGCACUUUACGAAAGAAUGCAAACAAUAGUUUGAAGCGUUUUUUUUUUUUCUUUCCCUCUUCCCUGUUAAGGCCAGGGAGAAGAAGCGCCUUCCUCUCUCAAAUUGCCUCAUGGUUGGAGCAAAUGUGUUUGAAGGUUGAUGUGAAAGUGAGGACAGAAAAAAAAAAUGAAAACGACAACAACAGAAAAAAAAAAAUUUGGAACAGUCUUUCAGUCACUCACUGCAUAUGCUGAGAGAUGGCCACUUCGGGCAGAUGAGAGAGAGAGAGAGAAGUGAGUUUUAAGACUGACUCCGUCCCCCCGUGGGCCUAGUUUCUAAUGAGAUUCUGCCAUAAUGAGGGACAGCUCGGCUCCUAGCGGCAGACGCGCCACUAAUUCUAAUGAAAGGGAUGUGCACGGGGGGGUUAAGAGUGCACAUUGUUAAAUGUGAUUAACCCUUGUUUGAUAACAGGGGCCGGGGGAGAUGCGCGUCCGCUGUGUACCCCCUCAUAACCGCCCCCCCAA